UAAAAUAUAUCAGCCAUCAGAUCUCAGUUCAGUUUCCUUUCAGCUGAUUGCAGCAAAUCCAUCUCAUCUCUCUCCAGCCGCUCCUCGCGCUCUCAUCGAUUGGAAAAAUCGGUUAAGUAUGGGUGCUGAAAAUAAUGUUGAUAUGGAGGAGGGAACUCUGGAGAUUGGAAUGGAAUACAGAACUGUAUCUGGAGUUGCUGGACCUCUUGUCAUCCUCGACAAAGUGAAGGGACCCAAGUACCAGGAAAUUGUUAACAUUCGUCUAGGAGAUGGAACAACUCGACGCGGGCAAGUAUUAGAGGUUGAUGGAGAGAAGGCUGUUGUUCAGGUUUUUGAAGGAACUUCUGGAAUUGAUAACAAAUAUACAACAGUCCAGUUUACCGGCGAGGUUCUAAAGACACCAGUCUCGUUGGACAUGCUUGGCCGUAUCUUUAAUGGUUCUGGGAAACCCAUUGACAAUGGCCCUCCUAUUCUUCCUGAGGCUUACUUGGAUAUAUCUGGGAGUUCAAUCAAUCCUAGUGAGAGAACUUAUCCUGAAGAAAUGAUUCAGACUGGAAUUUCCACUAUUGAUGUCAUGAACUCAAUUGCUCGUGGACAGAAAAUUCCUCUUUUUUCUGCUGCUGGUCUUCCCCACAAUGAAAUUGCUGCUCAGAUCUGUCGCCAGGCUGGUCUCGUCAAACGAUUGGAGAAAGUGUCUGCUGCUCGAGAGGAAGUGCCUGGAAGACGUGGAUAUCCAGGUUACAUGUACACUGAUCUGGCAACCAUCUAUGAACGAGCUGGACGUAUUGAAGGGCGCAAAGGAUCCAUCACCCAAAUUCCUAUUUUGACCAUGCCCAAUGAUGAUAUUACACAUCCAACUCCAGAUCUUACAGGUUAUAUUACUGAGGGGCAGAUAUACAUUGACAGACAACUUUACAAUAGGCAGAUAUACCCUCCAAUCAAUGUCCUGCCAUCAUUGUCUCGUCUAAUGAAGAGUGCUAUUGGUGAGGGUAUGACUCGUAGGGAUCACUCCGACGUGUCUAACCAGCUCUAUGCAAACUAUGCCAUCGGAAAGGAUGUUCAAGCAAUGAAAGCCGUGGUCGGAGAAGAAGCACUUUCCUCAGAAGAUCUGCUAUAUCUUGAGUUCCUCGAUAAAUUCGAGAAGAAGUUUGUUGCUCAGGGGGCGUAUGACACCCGCAAUAUCUUUCAGUCGCUCGAUCUGGCAUGGACACUCCUCCGGAUCUUCCCCCGAGAACUGCUCCAUCGUAUCCCAGCAAAGACGCUUGACCAAUACUACAGCAGGGAUGCAUCCAACUGAGAGGGAAGAGAGGAAAAAUUGGAAUCUUAGUUUCUGCAAACACUGAUAUAUUGUUUGGUGUAUAUUAUGUUGGGUGGUUUUAUAUCCUCCUCUAGCUCCUUCGGAAUAAGCAUUGACGACUGUCCACGGAAGCGAACUCUCUCCGGCAGACGAAAGACUUACAUUCAGUGGUAAAGAGAAGCAGUUAGAUCUGGUAAUGAAGAGCAUUUUCCUGCUUUUAUAUUUCAAAUUCGAGAAACAUUUUGUUGCUUAGACUAUUUAUUGCUUGCAAUUUUUUCUCAAGGGGCUUCUCUUAAACUUUCAACUGCUACUGUAUUAUUAUUAUUCAUAAAAUUUCUUAAGCUUCCUUUA
Molecule: messenger RNA, 1648 nt
Organism: Salvia hispanica
Lineage: Eukaryota; Viridiplantae; Streptophyta; Magnoliopsida; Lamiales; Lamiaceae
Source: RefSeq, a predicted model, not a curated record